AUGAACCUGGUUGGUAACUUGGCUCCUAUCACAAGGUUUGGCUUAGUUAACAUGUCAGCAACAGCAGAUCACUUCAUUUAUUUUGCUUUUGGAAGCAACUUGUUGAAGGAGAGACUCCAGCUGGCGAACCCCUCGGCUAUAUUUCAUUGCACCGGUCGACUGAAGGUAAUCAGGUCCGCAGCGCCCCCAGUAGGCAAACUACGUUUAGUUUGGAUUUUUCGGACUCUUCUGAUGUAGCUAGUAGGAGAUAACCAACAAGUAACACAGCGUUCUUUCAUGGCAUUCAAUAGCCCAACCGGCCGCAUGAUAACGCUAUAAUUCUACGCCCUAGGGUUCUCGGCGCUAGGAGUUGAAUUACAUGGAGCACAUUAAUUUCCUCCAGUCUAUAUAAAGAAUAGAAUGACCUCGAAUAGAAAAUGAAUACUAUUGUCCUCACUUACACAGCAAAAAGGUGUCUGUCACUGGGGUCACACAGUAGGCUAUGUGACACAUCCAAAAAUGCAUUGUCAUAGUAUUCUAACAGGGUCUAGCUUUCUCUUUCCCAUCUCUCCUCCCCCAAACCUCCCCAGCAGGACUACACAUUGAACUUUGGUCUGUGGGGGGAGCACAUUGACAACCGUUGGCAUGGCGGAGUAGCAACCAUCGAGCAGAAAGAGGGGGGAGAGGUGUGGGGGGUGGUCUGGCGGAUGAGCAACGACCACCUAGCCAGCCUGGACCAGUGAGUCACACACACAUCAGUGAGUCAUCUGAUGGCAACGUACAUUCUAUGGUCCAGCCUGUACUUCAUCUCAUCUCUCAAUUUUGUGUGUGUGUGUGCGUACGUGUAGGCAGGAGGGGGUGGACAGGGGUAUGUACUUCCCCCUAGAGGUGACAGUGGAGACGGAUGAUGGGGCACUACUCUGUAGAACAUACCAGAUGAACCGCUUCCACGCCUGUCCCCCCUCGCCACAAUACAAACAGGUACACACACAUUGGACACACACGCCUGUUUUCCCUCACCACAAUACAAACCGGUACACACACAAACCUGCCCCCCUCCAAGCAGUACAAGCAAGUGAAAGGAAAUAACGUGUAUGUGUGUGUGUAGGUGGUGUGUUUAGGAGCCCAGCAGAACGGUCUACCAGUGCAGUACGUGAGGAGACUAGAGGAGGUUCAGACCAACAACUACAGCGGCCCUUCUAUCCUGGACCAGAUCUCACAGGUCAUUAAGUAAUUCUGAUAUUUUUUUCCACUAAUUGGUCUUUUGAUUUGGUAUUUUGACCAAUCAGAUCAGCUCUGAAAAGAUAUUUGAUGUGAAAAGAUCUGAUGUGAUUGGUCAAAAGACCAACUAGUGGAAAAAAUAUCAGAAUUGGGCUGCCUGUGUAAACGAAGCCAGAGUGCGUCUGAAAUGACACACUAUUGGGCUCUGGUCAAAAGAAGUGCACUAUAUAGGGUGCCUUUUCGGACAAACACACAGACAGACAUCAUAAAGACUGAUAUGCAUGUGAUGUGGCUUUGGAGAGAUUUGAUGAUGAAUGGUUCAAUUGAAAUGCAAUGGGGCCUUUGGAGAAAUGGGAGACAUUGUAAUGUAUUUAAUAGACGUAUACUGCAUGAAAUCAGUUACUUCUGAAAUCAAUUGAUUUGAUGUAAAUUGUUGUCAUUGUUUCUUAAACCUCUGAAGGAUCUCUGCUCCCUAAACUGUAUCUGGUACAAUUGUCUUUUCAACAAAGUGAUUUUGUAGUCAUUAAUGACGUUGAACAUACAACUAUGUAUAUACAGAAUUAUCACCAUAGUGUCACAGUACAGAUUCUGGAGUUGAUUUGUGCUUUAGUUUUGACUUAAUUCAACAAAUAAACUUGUGCAAAAUAUACAUAUCACAAAGAUGCUUGAGUAAAUAAAAGGUGUUUUAAAUCAAACGUACAUUUUUUUUGCUGUAUGCUACCUUUUUUAAUUGAUUUUACACAACCACAGAAAAAAGCAAUGAAUCAACAGAAGGUCAACAGAAGAUGUGAUUUCAUAAUUGACAUAAAUGUGUGUAAUUGAGACUCAAAAUUAGCAGCAUGUUUCAGUCACAGCACUUAACAUCUUCUCCAUUCCCUCACUCUGCAGCAGUACAGCUGAUGAUCAACAAACUCAUUAUUACAUUGACAUACUGUAAUACAAAAGCAAUGAACAUAUGCUCCCCCCCAUCCCCAUCCCAAAUGUACCCCUACCCACUAAGCUGGUGUAGAUCUGAGAGGAUUAGGUCGCUGGAGGUGAUGGUCACGCUACCCUGCUCAGACAUUGCAUGCUUCAACCAAUCACUACCCUGCUCAGACGUUGCAUGCUUCAACCAAUGGUUGCGUGCCACGUCAUCGACUGUGCUGUCGGGCACCAGAACUGUUUUAGCAGUCCGCCCACACCAACACUCUCAGAAGACCCAAAACUGGGUCCUGGCCCGUUCUCCACACUUGAAGUCUAUGCCAUAUUAUGGCAAGAACAGCUCAAAUAAGCAAAGAGAAAUGACAGUCCAUCAUUGCUUUAAGACAUGAAGGUCAGUCAAUACGGAACAUUUCAAGAACUUUGAAAGUUUCUUCAAGUGCAGUCGCAAAAACCAUCAAGCGCUAUGAUGAAACUGGCUCUCAUGAGGACUGCCACAGGAAUGGAAGAACCAGAGUUACCUCUGCUGCAGAGGAUAAGUUCAUUAGUUACCAGCCUCAGAAAUGGCAGCCCAAAUAAAUGCUUCACCGAGUUCAAGUCACAGACACCUCUCAACGUCAACUAUUCAGAGGGGACUGUGUGAAUCAGGCCUUCAUGUUCGAAUUGCUGGUAGAAAUGUGUCUUUUGGUCUGGAGUCCAAAUUGGAGAUUUUUGGUUCCAGCCGCCGUGUCUUUGUGAGACGCGGUUUGGGUGAAUGGAUGAUCUCCGCAUGUGUAGUUCCCACCGUAAAGCAUGGAGGAGGAGGUGUUAUGGUGUGGGGGUGCUUUGCUGGUGACACGGUCUGUGAUUUAUUUAGAAUUCAAGGCAUACUUAACCGGCAUGGCUACCACAGCAUUCUGCAGCGAUAUGCCAUCCCAUCUGGUUUGGGCUUAGUGGGACUAUCGUUUGAUUUUCAACAGGACAAUGACCCAACACACCUCCAGGCUGUGUAAGGGAUAUUUACCAAGAAGGAGAGUGAUGGAGUGCUGCAUCAGAUGACCUGGCCUCCACAAUCCCCCGACCUCAACCCAAUUGAGAUGGUUUGGGAUGAGUCGGACAGCAUAGUGAAGGAAAAGCAGCCAACAAGUGCUCAGCAUAUGUGGGAACUCCUUCAAGACUGUUGGAAAAGCAUUCCAGGUGAAGCUGGUUGAGAGAAUGCCAAGAGUGUGCAAAGCUGUCAUCAAGGCAAAGGGUGGCUAUUUGAAGAAUCUCAAAUAUGAAAUAUAUUCUGAUUUGUUUAACUUUUUUUUGGUUCCAUAUGCGUUAUUUCAUAUUUUUGAUGUCUUUACUAUUAUUCUACAAUGUAGAAAAUAGUAAAAAAUAAAGAAAAACCCUUGAAUGAGUAGGUGUGUCCAAACCUUUGACUGGUACUGUAUGCAAUGACUAACAUGACAGAGGAACUGAUGAUGCACUACCCAAUUUCUUAAUUGCACCUUGUGCAUUCUAUUAUUACAACUUUCAAGAGUAAGUUUAAAGCCGGACUGAGACCCCCACGCCCCCCCGGGAACCACUGUGCUAAAUGACUCAACCCCCCAAAAAAAGACAUGUAAGUAUUGUGAUAAUUUCGUAUCGUGAGGUUCCUGGCAAUUCCCAGACCUACAAAACAGUAGGCUAAACUUCACAGGCUUGUGUCACUGGUCAGACGUAGAUAUAGGUCAAGUAGAUUCACAGACCAGCAGGUCAGACGUAGAUCUAGAUUAAGUAGAUUCAUAGGUCAGCAUGUCAUGACGACGUGGAUGAAGUAGAUAGAUGGUAGACAUGCUGUGGGUAUCUGAGCCCUUAGUCCAAGGGGUGCUCUGGACACGAACGAUUCACCUCAAACCACUCAUCUAUACACCUGAGAGAAAGAGAGAGAGAGAGAGAGAGAGCGAGGGGGACUACGAGUAAAGUAACAGCAUCUUACUGUAGUCAGGUAGGUGUGUGUGUGUGCGUAGUUACCCUUUGUGAUAUAUACAGAGACAGGGGAGUCUAGAGAUGGUGUCUCCCUGCUCCAUCUCAUCUAGACAGAUGGCACACUCCCCACUAUCUUUCGCCAGAACGUCCUCUGGGACACAACACAAACAAAUCAAUCAUCAUCAUCCUGACAUACCAUGCUAGCCAAUCAGAAGGCAUCCUGAACCAGCAGGCCAGACAGGCAAACUAACACACACACAAUCACACACUCACCGUUGUAGCGGAGUCGUGAUUUGGUGAGACACAUGAUCAGAUGGAUCUCCAUCACAUCUGAUGCCACAAACGUACUGCACACAGGACAGAGAAAGCCUUGGGAAAAUAGAGCAGGACAUAUCAGCACACACACACUCCAUCCAACCAGCCCUUUUUCUCGGUCUCGCCACAAACUUAGAGUGUGUGUGUGUGUAUAAAUAGGUCAACCAUGUUGUGGUCAUGUCUCUGCAUAAUGACCAAAGGUCAAUUCAUGAUCAUGAUGACAUUCAUGGUUCCUUAAGAAAAGUUUAAUAAGUUACAGACUGAUAGACACUCACUCUCCAGUACAAAACCUAUAUUUGUUUGUGUGUUUGUGUGUGUGUGUAUGAGACACGUGCCAUGAAGGAAGUACGUGCUUAUCUGUGGCCUAAAUGUGCUCCUCUCGCCCCACAAUGUAUUUCACAGGGAGAAAGCACAUUUGUCAUCUAUGUGCUUUCUCCCUGUGACAGGGUUUAGAACAACACACAGUUUCCUUGUUGUGGAAUAAGAUAUCAUGUAGACCAGGGUUUCCCAAACUCGGUCCUGGGGCCCCCUCUGGGUGCACGUUUUGGUUUUCCCCUAGCACUACACAGCUGAUUCAAAUAACCAACUCAUCAUCAAGCUUGGAUUAUUUGAAUCAGCUGUGUAAUGCUAGCGCAAAAACCAAAACAUGCAUCCAGGCGGGAACACACAUCAGGAAACCCUAAUGUAGACAGUCAGGACCAGGAAAACACACACACACACACUUUAGCCUACCUCCCAGUAGGUGAGGGGACAGGUGAAGUGGUAGAGAGCCAAUCAUCAGCCGGUGUUCUCCUCCUCUCUCCCCGUCUCCAUCUGUCUCCGCCAGGUCCAGACUGCUACUUAACACCUCAGAUCUGCUCUGGCCACCAUGGGGUAUACUCAUCCCCGUCUGGUGGACACACACACACACACUGAAUGUCAAGAUACUGGACAUGGACGUGAGUGAAUCACACAGGCAUAACUGACCAGGGUUUUAACCCGUUUGCCACAACACUGUGUUGGCCUCCUGAACUAAAGCUUUGGCAUUGGCUUGGGGAGCUAACACAAAUCUUCAGGUGUCAGGCAGUUACUCAUCAUGCAAGUAUGGUUCCAAACCACUUCCAUUACACACACCUGGUGGUAGGAGCUGGGUCGGGUCCCUCCGAGGUAGUGAAUUCGGGGGCCAUCAGGCCCGGCUGUGUAUCUGAACUCUGGGGUAGUGCUGCUUUCAGAGGGUUCAACAGGGCUAGAAUACGCCCGGGUUCGACUCUGAGCCACAGCGCUACUCUGCCUGACACCCAUGGUGGCUCCUGUCCUAUUCUAACUUCCCAAAGUCCUAUAAGGUCUAUAAAACUGAACAGUCCUAGAAAGUGCUCUUCAAUCUCAUGAAGCCUUUCAAAAGCCCAUCAGGGACAGGUGUUGAAAAUGGCCAUACACAAUGUGCAAAGCUUCAGAUAAUUGUUUAUUGUAUAUAUCAUGUCACUAUUCAAAUAAACCAUAAAUAGCCUAGAAAAAACGCUGAAACUCGAUGUUACAAGAGAGACAGAGAGCGAAGGACAGUGUCCAGUCCAGCAGUUGGGUUAACAGCCAAAACAAAGAGAACAGCCAAAGAAAUAAAAGUGGUUUGAAAAGUCAAAAGUAAGCUCCAAUAUAAUUACGGACUGAUUCUCGACGGACAGAAUUUACUGCCAACUCGCUUCAUUCUCCAUAUCGAAGUUUAUUGGUGCGUCGCGGCAUUAUUCCAAUAUUCCAUCCGCUAUGAUAAUGGUAGGUUUGCCGCACAAUAACUCUUACACCGCGACAGUAGGUCCUACUACUUUAGUGAAUAUGUAUGCACUUUCUCGAUGUUUCUCGACGACUGACUGUCGAAACGAAAGCGGCAUCACUAUGAUCUAUAUCUGCUCUGCUGUAGUCUAGUCUGCUGACUGUGAUUGUUAAUAGGAGCGAAGCAAUCAAUGGUCGAGUUGGUUUUGAAUGGCCCGAUCCCCCGGUUGAGUCGAGAUUUAGCUUAAAGACCAAUGGAAUGGUCUAAAAUGCAGAAACUCCACCCACCUGGGGCACCAGGCCAUGCAAAAGGAUUGCCCUAAUGCCUUCCUCCUCCUGUGUGUUUGUGUGUGUGUGUGUGUGUGUGUGUGUGUGUGUGUGUGUGUGUGUGUGUGUGUGUGUGUGUGCGUGCGUGCAUGCGUGCGUGUGCGUGUGUGCGUGUGUGUAUGCGUGUGUGUGUGUGUGUGAGUGUGUGUGUGUGUGUGCGUGUGUGUGUGUAUGUGUGUGUGUGUGUGUGAGUCAGGUCAAGCGACAUCAAGCCCAUGAACAACAGCAACAGUUGCAUGGACACAGAUUACGCUAUAGACAUAGCAGAUGUUUAGAAAAAGCCAGGCAGUUAUAGAAUUGUCAUAUUUAAUAUAUAUAUGUACAUUAUAUUUGCAUAUCAAAAACCCAGUCAGACUCACUGCUCCCUCCACACGUUUUUUUUUAAUAGAAUACCUUCACACACACUGGAGGACAGAACAUAAAACACACAUUAGCAUGACAGAUAUUCAGUUAAAUAAUGUCAAUAAAAAAUAAUGUUCAUAAGCCAAAGUAAAGACUUAAAACCAUUCGGAGAGAGAGUUCCAUGUAUUGUAGUUGCCAUGUUCAGAGAGAGUAAGAAGUGUAGGCCUAGUUUAGUAAGGUGGAAGACCGCUGCAGGUAGACGUUGCCUGUAGAAACAAAUCUAGGAACAGUUUACUUUCCCCAAUCCCAAUAAGGGGGAAAAAUUACCUUGGAUCAGUGUCUAGACACAACUUCAUCCUACUCCUUGAGGUCCGCGGGGAUAGUAAAAGCGUAGCAGUGCACUGAUGGUGGUGACAGACACACAUACAAAACACACACAAAUACACACACACACACACACACACGCACGCAAUAUGAAAUAAACACACAGAUACAGCAGCUUUUGGCCAACUUCACAGCAGUACAUAAGGGACAGUUUCUACCAUAGGAUUACAUUUCUGCUCUAUUCCUCCCUCUACUUUCACGGCUAACAUUGUUACAAGGUCACAACAAUGUGCUGGUUUGGCUAGCAUUGUGUGGUACAGUGGAUGGUUACAGUCAGGUGUAACAUGGUUGACAGUGACAGUGCUCUGCUACGUCUUGGUGGCCUGGCUGGGGAGGGAGGGAGGGGAGUAAGUUGUUGGUGCUAGACUAGUUGAUUGUUUGUCUUUAGGUGGAGAUGCUGAGCAGGGUUGGAGAGUGUUGUGUUUAUCAGCCUAGAACCAGCAUGGUAGUGGUUAGUAAUAGUAACUAUAGUAAUGUUGUAGCCUACUGUAUGCAUGACUGUCUGUUGUGAUUGCUAAUAAUAAUCAUGUUGUAUGGCAUGGCUGUGUGUGCGUGUGUGUGUGUGUGUGUCUGUGACAUUAGAAGGAGUGCAAUAUCUGGAGAGCAAAGCUUUUGAUAAGUUAAAGAACGCAAUGGUACAUUUCAGCAGGCUGUCCUGUGUGUGUGUGUGUCUGUGUACAUUAUGAAUCUGAGUAUACAUUAUGACUUUGUAUAGUCGCUACAGGGUCGUUGGGCCUGUGUAUUGAUGCAGGGGAUGAGACCAGAGGCGUGGGUAGUUAUUGUGGCCCAGCCGGACACCUCUUCUGUAGGCAUCACUGCUGGCUGACUCCCAUCUGCUGGUGGUCCGGCUCUGGUUCGUCCUCCACGCCUGCAUGGUACUGCUCAAAUGUCUCAUCAUCUAUGUC
This is a messenger RNA of Coregonus sp. 'balchen', 8066 nucleotides long. The record is from the annotation of a GenBank genome assembly. NCBI's taxonomy places the organism in Eukaryota, Metazoa, Chordata, Actinopteri, Salmoniformes, Salmonidae.